UUCUUUGAACCUAAAGACUGCUCUGACAAUUUAGAAGAAUGCAUAGCAGAACACAAUUUGUGCAAAAGAGAGGGCAAUCCUCUCGAAUCUAUGUGUGGAAUUGAAGGUGGACCCUGCCAACUGGAAGACCCUGUCAUCUGUAACAUGACCAUUCAGUUCAUGUUGAGUGGCAUCUCCAUACGGAGAGGAUGCUUCUGCCAGUGGGAAGAAGAGCCAUGCACCCUCCUGAACCUGCUUACUGCAUCCUGCCAACAGCACAGAGCUGAACAGAAGACGGUUCCCAAGAUGAAAUGGCCAGAUAGCGGUCUCUCAGGAUAUGCGCCUGGCAUGAGCUAUUCUUGUAGUGGACAAAUGAACGUCUGCCUUGAGCUUGAAGCCUGCAAUAGACGGAUGGUGCCGCUGGUGAAGGCCUGUUCGAGCCCGUGCAACCAAUCACAGUGUGGCCAGAGAAUUCAGCAGUUUUACAAGGGCAUGCCACAGACUAUGGCGGAGAGGAUGGUCUUCUGCAGGUGCAAUCCAGAGGACCAGGAGUGUCUGGUGGCGAGAGCCAAUCUGCAUGGUGGCACAUGUGAGGACACUGAGGAAGACUGGACUUGUUUGGAGAUGUUGGACAGCUGUGUGGAGAGCCAGAUGUGCAGGGAACGAUUUGGCACCCUCUUGUCAAAAUGCCUGGGAAUUGAGCCAGUUGGCCUUGACGCCGAUUCCUACUCCGAGUGGGUUAAUCUCAUUGACUCACAGCUGAGUUGGAGCCAAGAAAGAGAAUGCAGAAUGGCAUUGGUGGCCUCAAUGGGCACUAUGCUUCAGCAACCGUGCAACUGUGAUGGCCUGCCCAUCUACGAGCUCCACAAAUGCAACAAACUCCAUCAGCUUCUACACAACAAGUCCAUGUUUAUGACUCAUUUGGCUAUAACAGGAGCUCCUGAUCCGUCGUCAGAGGCAACUGAUUGGAUAUCUGCACAGUGGUGGUGGAGUGAUCAUCUAGAUAAAGUUGUGUACAGCCUCUUGGUUGUGACAAUAUUAGGUGUCGUCAUUAUUGUUUUGCACAAAUUGGGGAGGCAGAGAGCAGUCGCAGACCAAGUCAAAUAUGGCACUCCUUCACAAAAGAACAGUGACAGUGAUGCUAGGUUUCAAUAUUAAAGUCAUCUACGACAGUAUAUGUUUAAUUACUCUGUAAUUCCUGUAUUUGUUAAUUGAUCUAAGAUUCUGCAAAUAUAUGUUAAAUUAGUGUGGUAUCUACUGGUGAUACAAAAAUGACUGAGCCAAUUAAGGAAAAACAUCAGAUCUAUUGCAGUCAAAUACAUGAUCUAAUGAUCCCGAUCUGAUAGCUGUCACUAAUCACUACAAAACAUAAAAAGACAAAAAAAAAAACAAUCCUACAGUACAUGUGGUUUGUAUCACAAUACUAUCUUGUUUUUUCAGAAAGUCUUUAUUUAGAAAGAGCAGGGAACAUAAAGUAUCAGUGCCGCUGUGUGAAAUAAUAGGAUGUUUGCCCAUGACUUGUUAUUGGCAAUUGAUUCUAAUCUUUUACAUUAAAUAUUAAGCUUCUUAUUUAUUUAGCUAUAUACUACUGUAUAUAGAGUAUACAUAUCACAAUACUAACACUCUGCUUUUCGGUAGCACUUAAUGGACUGUUGGACUAUAUCAUACUCAAUGUGAUGUAUACUUUGAUUAGCUAUACAAUAUUUAAAGCCCUGUAUUUAUUCAUCGGUGAAUUCUACCCAUUCUCCACUCACUCAGGCUGCAAUCAUCAUGCCACUCUCUCCAUAAAGAGACGCUUAAAUAAAUAUUUUG
This is a messenger RNA of Sardina pilchardus (European sardine), 1791 nucleotides long. RefSeq names its product GDNF family receptor alpha like (gene gfral). Lineage: Eukaryota; Metazoa; Chordata; Actinopteri; Clupeiformes; Clupeidae. The record is from RefSeq and is a predicted model, not a curated record. Gene Ontology annotation, molecular function: signaling receptor activity. Bases 91 to 1137 code for a protein of 348 amino acids. Gene Ontology annotation, cellular component: external side of plasma membrane; signaling receptor complex. The transcript is spliced from 8 exons. Gene Ontology annotation, biological process: nervous system development.